Molecule: messenger RNA, 1584 nt
Organism: Bactrocera oleae (olive fruit fly)
Lineage: Eukaryota; Metazoa; Arthropoda; Insecta; Diptera; Tephritidae
Source: RefSeq, a predicted model, not a curated record
GCUCCCAACAAUAUGCACUGGUAUCUAACUAUGUUCGGAGCAGCACGUGCCGGUUUGGUGUCGGUUGGCAUAAAUCCCGCUUUUCAAGGGCCCGAAGUUGAAUACUGCCUGAAAAAGGUCAAAGUGAAAGCAUUAAUCAUGCCGGAGACAUUUAAAUCGCAGAACUAUUAUGAAAUUAUUAAAAGUAUUUGUCCGGAGUUGACAGACAGUGUUAAUGGCUGCAUAAAGAGCGCCAACUUGCCUCAUCUAAAGUAUGUCAUCGUUGACACCCCGAGUAUACUGAAAGGAGCACUUACUUUUAACGAUUUGCUCGGUUUGAGCGACCCAGCUGAACGUGAGGCUAUCAGGCGAUUGCAAAAUCAUAUUAUGCCAGACAGUGGUUGCAAUAUACAGUUCACCUCUGGCACCACGGGAAAACCGAAGGCCGCUGUUCUAACACAUUAUAAUUUCGUUAAUAACGGUAUACAUAUCGGCAAUCGUAAUCAACUCGACAGUAAUUCUCGCAUCUGCGUGCAAGUUCCGCUUUUUCAUGUCUAUGGCGUGGUAAUAACGGUAAUGGCUGCGAUGACACAUGGGAGCACCUUGGUACUGCCGGCAGCCGGGUUUAGUCCAUCCGAUUCGUUACAUGCCAUUGUCAAUGAGAAAUGCACCGUUAUACAUGGGACACCCACCAUGUACGUUGAUCUAAUCAAGAAACAGAGAGAACUGAAACUCCCGUUAGACACUGCGAAAAUGGCCGUCACUGGAGGUGCGCCGUGUUCGCCUCAACUUUUCUUAGAUAUUAAAAAUGUUUUGGGCCUAGAUCAUGUGCGCACUGUUUAUGGUUUAACGGAAACCACAGCGGUAAUAUUUCAAUCCAGAGCGGGUGAUAAAAUUGAAAACAUUUUGAACACCGUAGGACAUUUGUUAGAACACAUUGAAGUCAAAGUGGUCGAUGCCGAAGGCCAUAUAGUGCAGUUCGGCGAACCAGGAGAGCUUUAUGUGCGCGGCUAUGCCACAAUGUUGGAAUACUAUGACGAUGCGGAGAAAACCAAAGAAACCAUUGGUAAUGAUAAAUGGCUGAAAACCGGCGAUCAAUUCAUUUUGCAAGCAGACGGCUAUGGACGUAUUGUUGGACGUUUGAAGGAGAUGAUCAUACGUGGAGGAGAGAAUCUUUUUCCCAAAGAAGUUGAAGACUUUCUCAACUCACAUCCAAAAAUCAUUGAAGCGCAUGUCAUCGGAGUCCCAGAUGAACGGUUGGGUGAAGAGUGUUGCGCCUUUGUGCGGUUGCAAGAUGGCGAAGAGACCAUUACACAUGAAGAAGUGAAGGAAUUCGCCAAGGGGAAGUUGGCACACUUUAAAGUUCCUCGUUACAUAAUACCGGUAAAUCAAUUUCCUAGAACUGCCUCAGGCAAAAUACAAAAGUUCAAGCUCGCCGAGACUUUCAACAAAAUGCAGAAAUAAAAACACUAGUGUCUAUUUAGAAAGUUAAAAGAGGCUUGUACUAAUACCUUACUAAAUGCACCUAAAAACCAAGGAAAGUAUUUAUUGAAAUUGUAAAGUCACACAUAAUUGUAAAAUAAAUUACUUAAUUAUUAACAAUAA